Cylindrotheca closterium is the source of this 1557-nucleotide messenger RNA. Lineage: Eukaryota; Bacillariophyta; Bacillariophyceae; Bacillariales; Bacillariaceae. The record is from the annotation of a GenBank genome assembly.
AUGAAGAUCACUAUAAUCGCUUUACCACUUUGCCUCUUCGUCCUACAAGGGCCAUUAGCAACUUCUGCUUUCUCAGCGAACAAACCAUCGUCGCCAUCGAUUCGAACGAAGGAUCAUUCGUACGUAACCUCCCUGUUCUACAGAAAGCACGAGCAUGAAGACGAACACAAAAGUAAAAGAGCAAAACAAAAGACUAGGCGGCGAGUGUACAAGCACUUGUUCCGACACUACGGAGAUAUUAGCUUUGAUAGUUGGCUUCGGUGCGAGGAUCCCCAAUCAUUUUUGCUUUCGAUUGGAUACACACAAGGAGAAAUUGACAAACUAUCAAAUGAUUUCCCCCCACUAUUGACAUUAAAUGUACACGACCAACUGGCAUCAAAAGUCCGCUUUUUAGUUGAGACUCUAGGAGGAGGAGAAGGUCGGUUGACCUGGAAUCAGGACCAAGACAAAAUUGAAACGUCAUUCAUCAUGUCUCCGGAUGAUGGCGAAGCCGAAUGCUCACUCUUGGACAACUCGGAAUCUUCGGGCGAUCAGCAUUCACUGCGAUUAUCAACAAUAUCCAAAAUGAAUGCUCCAGCUGGCUUUUUUGGAUGCUCGUUAGAUCGCGAAGUUGGUCCAUAUCAUGCCUACCUUCAGCAUUCUGGCUUGCUUUGUGGACCCGAACUGCUUGCCGAACCAACACGAUUUGUGGAGUUCUUGGAAGCCUCCAAGUCGAUCGAGGCUUUCUCGGAACUAUGUCAGCAGUGGAGUGACCCCAAAGAGGCAACCGAUAAACAUUCCACAGAAACAAUAGGGGCAUUCUUGGACAGCAUUACGCCGGGCCUAUUGCCAGUUGCCAAAAAGGACACGUCGUAUUUCGUCGACCUGUUGCUGCAACAUGGAUACAAUCCUCUCGAGUAUGAUACGAAUACUGGUAUUGGGCCACUUCAUUGGCUGGCGGGCCGUGGGCAGCUGGCAGGAACACAAUCGGUGGUUCAGGCACUCCUUCAGGAACAUGACGAGUCAUCUCUCUUGGAGUUACUAGACAACACACGAGACCCGAAAAUGGGCGCAACACCCUUCCAUUGGGCCGCCUGUGGUAUGAAUACAAGCUUGCAAGGUGGCGGAGGCUCUAUUGAAGUCUGUCGAUGGAUCAUCGAUCGGGUUUUUGAAGAGGGUGAUAAGGAUGCUCUUGUCAAGCUCUGCAAUCUACCUUGCUGGACAAACCAGAGUACCCCAUUGAUGUAUGCUGCUUGGGGUGGCAAUUUGAAGCUUUGUGAAUUAUUACUGGAAGAAGGUGGAGCCGACCCAAUGCAUGCCGACAAGCUUGGCCAAAGUGCCCUGCAUUGGGCUGCGGCUGCGGGGCAUCUGAGCGUAUGCCAAUACUUGGCUGGAGAAUGUGAUCGUCAAUUGCUUUCGUUAGCAUCCGCACCAAAAGCGGAGCAGGAUGCUUCAUCUGCAAAAGAUCAAAUCGAAAGGCAGAUCUUAGAACCAGACAAUAGUGGCAUGACACCUCUGGACUAUGCAAUGCAGCACGAUCGUAAGGAUGUCAUCGAGUGGAUGAAGAAAUUGCUGUAG